AUGCCGAGAUGCUGCAAUGAGAACAAGGCAGUGAGUUCGGUUGGCACCAGUCGGAAACAUAAUACAGAAGAUAUUUUGUUAACACAGAGUCGUUCUUUUUCAAUUGGAAAUCAGUUGGAUCUAGAAGAAGAUUCACCAAUUGUUGAAAAAUCACACAGAAGAGUAAGGUGUGAUUUAAGUCCAGUUACAACAAGCACAAGUACUAAUUUGAAUAUAAAGCUUUUAAGUAUUAAGGGAGAUAGAAACUCUCGUCAAGAUCAGGUGGGAACUGGAACUGGGAACAGAGAACGGGAAAAAGAAGUUAAAAAGAGAGCAGCUAUAGGCAAUACAGUGCGUGGACUCCUCUCAUCUGGCCACAACAGGCAGGACAGGUAUGAGACAAAUAGGCAACGAUCUUCAGGCGGAAGUGGCCUGUCAAGUUUAUGUCCAAAGCUGGUGGCCAGUGGAGGUAGCAGUAGUCAGGGAGGGAUUAGUUUGGCAGUGGGCCACUUAGCCUCUCAGGAAGGAGGAGGCCCUUGUUCAGUUGUAACAACUCAAAGGAUCCAUAAUCACUCACAUAAUCACAAACGCCAAAGAAAAUUAUCUAUUGUUUCACAAGCUGGCACUAGUGCCCAUAGUUCUGGAGAUCGAAAGACAUCAAGUAUAAGCCGUUCCUCUACAACAAUUUACAAAAAGCAAGUACGAACACAAAGAACUGAUCAUAACGCUGAUUCAUUAUCGAUAACAAGUAACGGAGUUGCUAGUAGUUCACCUUCUUCUAAAAAGAAAGCUUUGUCUGCAUUACGAAUUUCUGAAAAAUCAUCUCGGAAUCUCAAUUCGUCGUCUUUAGAUCAUGAAAAUGAAUGCAGUUUUAGUGAUGCGGAGGAAGCUAUUACAGCAACAGAAAAUGUGUUCAAUGUGCCAGGAUCUAGUUCUACACCAGCAACACCACUUAGUCGAUUGAAAUUAAAAAAAUCGGAUGAAGAUGAAACGAGCGUGGAGUGCAAUAUCAGUGAAGAAGGUGUUGAAUCGUCACAGAAUGUAUCAGACAAAAAAGUAUCAUUAGAUUCUAAUGAACAAAGAGCAUCAACGUCAGAAUGUUCCGAAUCUUCUAAAACUUCUAAUGUUAUAAGAAAAACAUCGGCAAAUAAUAUCGAAGAAGAAAUAACUACACAAAAUAAGCAAAAAGUAUUUUCCACUUCUUCCAUAAAUGCGAAAUGCGGCAAUAAUGAAAGCAAAGUUGCAAGAUCUAAAAGUAAAUAUGUUACAGAAAAAAUAAUUGAGCAACAAAAUAGUAAAAAUUUAAAAGAAACAAAUAUGGAGAAAGACACAGAUACUAGUACGUCCACAGAUACGUCCACGAGUUCAGCAGCUAAUAAAAGUACUGAAAAAACAAAACGGAAAACGUCUAAUGAAGAAUCGAAGUCUACGAAUAUUACAGAGAGCGAAGACUCAACUAAAAGUUCCGAAAAAGAUGCGACUGAUGAUAAAAAAGACACACAACAAAGUGAGGAAGUGGUAAAAAGUUCGAGAUUUGUAACAUCGAAAGUAUCAGAAGAAAUAGUGGAAACGGAGGUUAAAGAUAUAGACGCGCAAAGAGAGGUAGAGGAAGAAGUGACGAUAUAUGACGAAGAUGAUAAUGGCACCAGUAUCAGUGAUAUUGUUGCUGCUCAGGCACUUCAUGAAUCUCUGAGUAAAUUAGGAAAAGUACCACCUUUAGACACAGAAAUGGAGGAUGUUAAAGAUAUGAGUACACAAGAUGAGACCAAAAUGGCAAAAGAUCCUCAAAAAGAAGUCGCGCAAGAAGAAGCAGUUGAAGGCUUCAUUGGUCCUUUACUUGAUGAAAAUUUUAAAGCUGAUGAAAAAUUAGCGCAAAAAGCGAUGGCCAUGGAAGAAGUUCGAAAUUUAUUGAUGAAGGUUAAAGUGCAAACUGUUGAAGAUGAUGACGAUGAAGAAAAAGCUAUUGGGAUAUCGCCGGAUGGUAGAUUUUUAAAAUUCGAAGAAGAAAUCGGCAGAGGCAGCUUUAAGACUGUAUAUAGAGGUCUGGAUACUCAAACUGGUGUAGCUGUUGCUUGGUGCGAGUUACAGGAGAAAAAAUUAAAUAAGACGGAAAGAUUGAGGUUUCGGGAGGAGGCAGAAAUGUUAAAAGGAUUACAGCACCCAAAUAUUGUUAGAUUUUAUGAUUAUUGGGAAGUUACACUUACACGCAGGAAAUACAUUGUGCUAGUCACUGAACUUAUGACUUCAGGAACAUUAAAAACGUACCUAAGACGCUUUAAAAGGAUUAAUCCAAAAGUAGUAAAAUCUUGGUGCCGACAAAUUUUAAAAGGCCUUAGCUUUUUACACUCAAGAUCACCACCAAUUAUUCAUCGUGAUCUAAAGUGUGACAAUAUUUUUAUUACCGGUACAACAGGAAGUGUAAAAAUUGGCGACUUAGGUCUUGCUACUCUUAAAAAUCGGAGUUUUGCAAAAAGUGUUAUUGGAACACCUGAAUUUAUGGCACCAGAAAUGUAUGAAGAACAUUACGAUGAAUCUGUUGACGUUUAUGCGUUUGGAAUGUGUAUGCUUGAAAUGGCUACCAGUGAAUAUCCAUACUCGGAAUGUACUGGACCAGCGCAAAUAUAUAAACGCGUAGUAUCGGGUGUGAAGCCGCAAAGUUAUGAUAAAGUGGAAAAUCCGGAAGUACGUGAAAUUAUAGAGAUGUGUAUCCGUUUAAAAAAAGAAGAACGGCCGUUAGUUAAAGAUCUUUUGAAUCAUGAAUUCUUUGCGGAUGAUGUUGGACUAAAAUUGGAAAUGGUUUCACGAGAUUCGGCUGUAGCGGAUGCAGAACUGUCACGUGUCGAAUUCAGACUACGAGUGUUAGAUCCUAAGAAACGUACUAACAAGCAUAAAGAAAAUGAAGCGAUCCAAUUUGACUUUGACAUUCAAACUGACAACGCGGAAGAGGUAGCCUCAGAAAUGGCUAAAUCUAGCCUUAUACUCGAAGAAGAUGUUAAGGCUGUAGCAAAAAUGUUGAAAUCGCAAAUCACUACUUUGUUACGAGAGAGGGAAGAACGUAAAGCCAAAGAAGAAAAAGAACGACUAGAUCGAGAAGCGGAUAACGUUAACACAACUAAUGAGAAUCUGUUACAACAACAAUUACUACUCCAACAAAUGCAAUUACAACAACAGCAGCAACAAAUGCAAUCGAACAUGGGCAUUCAAAUGCAAAACCAAGUACAAAUGCAGUUACAGCAGAACCAAAUACCUCUGCAACAACAACAGCAAAUGCAGUCUGUUGCACAACAAUCCCAACAACAUAAUUUACAACCGCAACAAGUUCAAUUAGUUCAACAGCAACCAAUGAUGCAGCAACAAACAUCUGUUGUUCAGCCUCAGCAAGCACAGCAAAUGCAACAAGUACCUCAGGUUUCGCAACAGCAAGUGCAAUAUCAACAACAACAAUAUCAACAACAGUUACAACAACAGUAUCAGCAGCAGCAGCAGCAGCAGCAACAGCAACAACAAUUUUCUCAACAUGUUUCACAAAAUUUAACUGCUACUUCUUCACAAUGUUCCACUCCUCAGUCUGUGCAAACCCAACCACAAUUUCCUCAAGUAACCCAGCAAAUGCAACAGCAACAACAUAUGCACCAACAACAACAAUACAUACAAUUGAAUCAAAUGAACGUGCCGCAACAGAUGAGUCAUCCAAUACAGCAACAGAUGCAACCUCAAAUGCAAAUUUUGUCUCAGCAACCACAUAUGCAUCAGCAGAUGCAGCAACCUCAACAAGUUCAAUAUUCUCAACCUCAAAUGCAGCAUGUUCAGCAAGUACAUCAACAUCCUGUGGGUUCCCCUCCAGUUCAAAAUCAACAAUAUUAUCAACAAAGUGCUACAGGAACUUCUGGAUACAAUACACAGCCCAUGUAUCAGCAAAAUAUAUCUCAACAAAUGUAUCAUUCAUACACUAGUUCGAAUUCUUCUGGUCAUGUCGAAAUUUUAUCAUCCAACCAGCCUGCACCUCAAAUGUAUUCUCAUCAAAAUAUCCCCCAAAGUACAGCGCCUCCAACAUCACAGCCUUAUAUACAACAACAAGCAGGACAAGUUCAAGCGUCCGUAGCAUCCAAUAUAAAUAUUCAAAGUACGUCAGCGGCAACCCAUAUUCAAAAUACAGCAACUUCUACAAUUCCAAAUGUGCAAAGUGCAUCUGCACUUAUUUCAAACGGUGCGGUUCAACCCCAACCUCAACAGAACGUUUUAGUUCAAAUGCAAUAUUCACAAAGUUCCAAUGUACCCACUUCUGUACCCAUAUCAUCCGGCAUUUCGGCACAAUCGACAACGACAUCGCAACAUCAGCAGCAUUUCGUUUCAAAUACGGAACCGUGUUCUACCACAGAUAGAUCAUCCUUAACUAAGCAGGAUACAAUGGAUUCUGUGCAAUCUUUGCCAGCAGAUGCAUCUCCUAACGUUCAAGAUCAAGGAAAUGCACCUAAUUUGAGCAAUGCAAGCGCCACGUCGCAAGCAGUAGUGCCAAACGAAGGAGUAACUCAAGAAAGUGCUGAAAAUGUCGCUUCAUCUGAAAGAUCUAGAGUGAAAAGAUCAGGUACGAAACGUAAGAAGCCAGGCAUCAAAUUAACAGUUUUAUCUGUAAGCAGCAAUGAAGGACAAUCGAUGACUGUUGAAUGCCAACUAGACACGAGCAAACAAAAAACUGUAACGUUUAAAUUCGAUAGAGAUGACAUGGUACCUACUGAUAUUGCUAACAAUUUGGUUGCCGAAAAUUUAUUACCACAAUCUCAAUGCGAAACGUUCGUCGAUUUAAUAGAAGAUAUUGUUAAACAAUUGCGCUUGGACCCCGCACGUGCUUUACCUUUAGUGGCACAUGGUCCACCAGAUCAAUCUGCCGGUGGUAGUCCGGUUACAAGUCGUCGACCUAGAGAUCGCGACCACAGUCUUGAUACAGCUAAGCAGGUGAGACAUGGCUCACUAACUCGUCAAAGCAGCCACCGAUCGUCGUACAAAGUCCAUCGUAGACACCGUUCGAGAGACGAAACUUCCAACACUUCCACACCUACGAAAUUAUUGCAAAUUGAUCAAAUUCUUUCUCAUAUUACGGGCUCCACCUCCACGGAAAAGCAACAAAAUGUGCAAACACCUGACAGCCAAAUGGGUCCUGAAAACACGUCAGCUGAUGCAUCCAGGAGAUCAUCCACCUCCACGCAAAAUACUGAUACCUUAACACCGACGAAUUUACCGAGUGAUCCUACUGAUCCAACUCAAGAGACUAUAGUUUCCGUAACUUCUGCAGAUACAGUUGCCGACGUACAUCACAUGCAUAAGGAUGAAACAGCUAAAUCUUAUCAGUGUACGACAACGUACACUCAAAGUCAAAUACAUGAUCCAACUUUUAUAAGUCAAACGAGUGAAAAAUCUAAAGAAUCCACUGUUCAAGAUACAACAGAACAAGAAAAGGAAAUGAAUAAAGAAGCGCAAUCUGAUGCCUCAGUAUCUGCAGAAGUAGCUACUUUAACUGCUCCACCACCAAUGCGAAAAAUCUCCCGCUUCUUAGUCAGUCCUGUGGUUGAACAGAGGGUCGUUACAAGCGAAGAAGAAGGAUCUAGUACUGUAGAAAGUACAGAUAAAUCGAAUAUAUUAACAACGCAGUCGAGUUCAUUACCGCAACCUAUAGCAACUGAAGAAGCACCAGUAAAACACGACGAUCUAGAAGUGAAUCUCUUAGAAACGCAAGCUGCUAUGCUAGAAAAACCUGGCAUCGAAACAGUUACGCAGAAUUCUCAAUAUGUCACGGAACAAGUGGAAAACGUACAAACGGUGCAACAAAUGCAACAAACAAUUGGUCUACAGAAUGCUGUACAGGGGCAAACAAUGCCAGCUAUGUCACAAAUGCAGCAAAAUGUUAACGCUGUGCAGUCUAGUCAACACAACGUUAUCGUUCAAGGAACAACGAUAACGCAUCAAUCGUCUCAACAGAUGUCAUCCGUGUCUCAAAAUGUAACUGUAACGCAGAAAGAUUUACAGGCUCAAGUUCUUCCAAGCGGAAUCAAUUUACAAGGACAGUAUCAAAAUCAGCCCAUGCAAUGUAACGUUUUAUUACAACAACAACAAAUCACUAUGCAGCAGAAUUUAACACAAAUGCACAUGCAGCCUGAACAACAGCAUCAGGUACAAAUGCAAGCUCAGCGGCCGUUGCAACAGUUUCAUCCUCAACAAGUACCGCAACAACAUCAACAAUACGUUAUACUGUCUGGGCCGAUUCCGCAAUUGCAGCCAACUGCCCUUAUAGAUGAAAGAAAUCGCAGGAUUUCCAAUAUUUCUACAGCAUCGAACAUGUCUACAGAUUCUCAAAUUUCGGAAACCGCUGGUAUCACGGAUGAUAAAAAACAGCAACCCAUGAUUGUACCUAAUGCAUCUAUGCCUCAAAUGCAACAUGUACAAUUUAUUCCCCAACAAGAUGGGUCAAACAUCACAUCUUUAACACAGACUGGUUCUGUCCUGGAACCAGUCCAACAACUUCAAACAGUCCCUCAAAAUAUAGUGAAUAUUCCAGCAAACGUAUCUGUUCCUGUUUCAGUUCCUGUUCACCAAGUUGUUACUACUGAAGUUGCUCCCAAAGUUAUACUCAAAACAAAAGAAGUCUCAUCGACGCUUCCAGAUUUAGCGCAAAAUUUAGCGAAUAUACUCUCGAAUCCGAAAUCAAAAUCUGUAACUCCUCAUUGUUUAACCAGCCACGAGCCAAGCCAGACUGUAAAUGUCCAGGGAACUACAAUACUCGAAUAUAAGCCUACUCUUCAGUCUGAACAGUAUUUUCAACCUAUUCAACCGGAAGCAAGUCAAAUACAAAUGCAACAGCAGUUACCGCAUAAUUAUCAAAUAAACAUACCGCAGCAAGCAAUUCCGCAAACGUUUCAAAUCAAUCAGCAACCUCAUCAAACGCAAAUGCCUUUGCAACAAACAAUGCAACUAAACGCACCCCAUCAGAUGGAUCCUCAGUUACAAAUGUCACAACAAAAUUUUCAAGGUGUGGCAGUUCACACAUUGAAUUCACAGGGCAAGUGGAUUACUUCUACGAAUCAGAAUGUUAUACAGCAGACUGCACCAACCAGACAUGUCCAACAAAUUCAACCACAAUUGCAACAAACUGUUCCUGCACCACAGCACAUUAUACAAGAUAUUCAGAACAUAGAAGGCCUUGCUCUGUCUGAUCAAUCUCAGUUUCAAAUAAAGCCUUCAGAUCAACAAUUCUCAGUAAAACCGACGGAAAUAGAAAGCCAAGAAGGAACCAAUUUACCUGGGCGUGUUACUGCUGAAUACCCUUUGUUAUCGGAAAAUGAGAACUCCAGCCAUGAUAUAACUCCGGAACAUACGAUUGUUGAAUCUGUAGAUUCGGCAUUAUUUACGCAAAAUCAAAUAUUGCAACAGUAUCAGUUACAGCAGCAGCAGCAACAACUACAACAACAACAACAUCGAAAACUUAGCCAACAGAAUUCUUUGGAUAAAGUAUCAGAUACAACUGCUGGAACAAAUAUUCCAGGUGGAACAGGUCCACAAACAAUAGCAGAUCUCCAUCAAAAACUUGUUCAAUUAACAAGUCAACCGUCCGAAGCACUGAAUGUAGGUACACCACCUAUAAGUUACCCAGCUACUCCUCACAAUCACCAGAUAAUAGGAGGAUAUGAUGCUUACAUGCAUUCUUUGCAACAGAAACUUGUUAACAUUGGUAUGCCAAUUUCAACUACACAUGGCAUAGGCCCUUUGUCACCUCAGACUACAAUACAGUCUGCUACAACUUUGGCUGAUUCAAAUGUUACAACAAAUGUUGAAAAUUCUGUUUUAACUCAGGAUAGCUCAAUUCAUCAACUUGCGCUUUCUCAAACUCAUGUAGAUUGCUCUCUCGAUAGUCCAACACCAGUAGGAGGUCCUAUGGGUUCAGAAACUAUGAGUCCUAGCAAAGAGAGUAUAAAGGUCCGAACGCAAAGACCAGGAUCGCGUCUCCAGGAAUUGGAACAAGAAUUAGCAAAGAUUCAUCACAGAGGAUCGAUUCUACCAACGGCUUCUCCACAACCUUUAACACCACCUGUUUCUGCUGUUGGUUCAGUUCAAGUACAACCAUUGCUGCAGUCUACUCAGAGUUUGCUGACUACUGUUCCAUCUGCAACUACUGUGCCUGUUGCUACUGUUACUCCCAGUGUCAUUACAUCACGCUCUGAUACAAACACUCCAGUGCAAACAGAAUCUCAAGAAAAUGCUUCUGAAAAGGUUAGUACAACUCAACCUGUUAGAAAAAUAUCAAGAUUCGUGGUUUCCAAGGUCGCAGGUCCUCCUAGUAAUGCUGUUCCACCCAGCCAACAACAUACUGAUAUACCAAAAGCCCAUGUGGAGGAUUCAAAGGUUUAUCAUGCAGAUGAUACACAGGGUAUAGCAGUACAAAUAAUUCAUAGUCGCGAAGGUUCUGUUCCACCUACACAAGUUACUCAGCCUGUUAACGUUCCUGUUUUAGAAUCAGAAAAAGAUGAAAGAUUUUGGACAUUGACACCAAGCGAAGAAUACCAAUUGCUUAUAAAAAAACAAACUAUGGAAUUGGAAACUCUACAAAGAAGACAUAGAGAAGAAUUGGAACGAUUUCAACAACAUCAAUUGCAGUUAUUGAUUCAACAGCAACAACAAGCAAGUGCACUUCAUCAACAUCACCAUCAACAUCAUCCAGUGCUAUAUCAUACUGUUACAACUAGCAUGGCAGGACAAACUAGACUUCCAGGUACAGAAGACUAUUUAAUGUUUAAUACAACACCCCAAACUCCAUUACAAAAAGCUCCAAGUAAUUAUCCAGAUACCGAUGAAACAUUAAGAUUAGCUAUGCAAAAAUUGAAGCAAACACCCUUGCAACUACAACCGCAGCAGGCAGCAGCUGGAAUACCACACGCUUAUGUUAUUCCAAUUCCAGUAGUGCCUUCUGAAACUAUGCAAAAUGUGCCCUCUCAACAAUCUAGUAGUUAUACAAGUGAUAUAGCAGAAUCUCUUGAUCCAACGCAUAAUCCGGCAAUCAUAAAUUCAACGCAAUAUCAAUUCACACCUAUAUUACCAGAUGGGACAAAUAUCGCAGUGUCCUCCACUGGAUCAUUAGUCACACCCAUACCAAUAUCAAGUUCAACGGGAAGCGGGGGUUACAUCCAGUAUCACGAAAAUCAAACAUUAUCAAACUUUCAAACAUUUAGCUGUACACCACACGGCGGUUUCUUUUUACCGGCUGGUUAUCGACUAAUAUACGCUCCACCCGGAGCAUCUCAAUCUCAGCCAGCUACACCAGCUACUCCACAUAUAGGAAAUUCUCAUGACGGUACACCGCCAGCAGAACCUUUGCACGCUGCGAAUGCUGACAAUUCAACAGCUCCUCCUUCCCAUAUCGAUCAAUAACGUAAUAUUCAGCAAGUUAUGGUCUAUAUUUUUCGAUUUAUUCAUUUCCGUAAUACAUUCUUUAUUUAACUUGUUGCCCUUAUCCACUAGUAUGAGAAUCAUACAUUAUUACGAUUGUUAUUAUCUAUUAUAGUUCUGCUAAUACGUAUUGCUACCCUUGUCCUCGUGGAUAUGUAUGCGGGGAGGCGCGAAUGAAAGUAUUUAGGAUGUAUUCGAUAUUGUAACAUCUGUGCGUAAUUGCUAAAAUAUUCCCGCUGUCUACGCGUGAGCAUGAUAUUAAUGUUUGAUAUAUGCCUCACAGCAAAAGUUACAAGAAAACUCGAUUCACACACGGAGAAUAUUUUGAACGAACGAAUUAAGUUUC
Molecule: messenger RNA, 9757 nt
Organism: Habropoda laboriosa
Lineage: Eukaryota; Metazoa; Arthropoda; Insecta; Hymenoptera; Apidae
Gene: Wnk
Product: protein split ends-like
Exons: 20
Coding region: 1-9393 (3130 amino acids)
Biological process (GO): monoatomic ion homeostasis; positive regulation of sodium ion transmembrane transporter activity; intracellular signal transduction
Cellular component (GO): cytoplasm
Molecular function (GO): protein serine/threonine kinase activity; potassium channel inhibitor activity; ATP binding
Source: RefSeq, a predicted model, not a curated record